Messenger RNA from Mus musculus (house mouse), 922 nucleotides. RefSeq names its product midkine (gene Mdk). Gene Ontology annotation, biological process: oogenesis; positive regulation of macrophage chemotaxis; positive regulation of interleukin-12 production. Gene Ontology annotation, cellular component: extracellular region. The coding region runs from base 214 to 636 and encodes 140 amino acids. NCBI's taxonomy places the organism in Eukaryota, Metazoa, Chordata, Mammalia, Rodentia, Muridae. The record is from RefSeq and is marked validated. The transcript has 5 exons. Gene Ontology annotation, molecular function: growth factor activity; heparan sulfate binding; heparin binding.
CUUAGCGGGACAGGCCGGAGCGGGAGGGAGCGAAGCAUCGAGCAGUGAGCGAGUGAGCGCACGCAGUGGCUGUGGCCCCAGUCCCUUCAGGCGGCUGCUCUGCCACCAAGGGGGCUGAGGUGGGGGUGGGGGUACGCUGAGACAUCGGUUCCAAGUCCUCCCUCCGUCUCCCCCUUGUCGGUCCGACGUUUUGGGCCUGGAAAGUGGGACAAGAUGCAGCACCGAGGCUUCUUCCUUCUCGCCCUUCUUGCCCUCUUGGUGGUCACGUCCGCGGUGGCCAAAAAAAAAGAGAAGGUGAAGAAGGGCAGCGAGUGUUCGGAGUGGACCUGGGGGCCCUGCACCCCCAGCAGCAAGGACUGCGGCAUGGGCUUCCGCGAGGGUACCUGUGGGGCCCAGACCCAGCGCGUCCAUUGCAAGGUGCCCUGCAACUGGAAGAAGGAAUUUGGAGCCGACUGCAAAUACAAGUUUGAGAGCUGGGGGGCGUGUGAUGGGAGCACUGGCACCAAAGCCCGCCAAGGGACCCUGAAGAAGGCGCGGUACAAUGCCCAGUGCCAGGAGACCAUCCGCGUGACUAAGCCCUGCACCUCCAAGACCAAGUCAAAGACCAAAGCCAAGAAAGGAAAAGGAAAGGACUAAGUCAGGAGGCCAGAGAGCCUCCGGCCUCGCCUGGAGCCUGAACGGAGCCCUCCUCUCCCACAGGCCCAAGAUAUAACCCACCAGUGCCUUUUGUCUUCCUGUCAGCUCUGUCAAUCACGCCUGUCCUCUCACGCCCACACCAAGUGCCCAAAGUGGGGAGGGACAAGAGAUUCUGGAAAGUGAGCCUCCCCAUACCCUCUUUUGUUCUCCCCACCCUGAUACUUGUUAUUAAGAAAUGAAUAAAAUAAACUCACUUUUUUCCAAUAAAAGCUUCUUUUUUAAUAUA